This is a messenger RNA of Ruditapes philippinarum (Manila clam), 462 nucleotides long. RefSeq lists its product as uncharacterized. The record is from RefSeq and is a predicted model, not a curated record. The coding region runs from base 87 to 446 and encodes 119 amino acids. The transcript is spliced from 4 exons. Lineage: Eukaryota; Metazoa; Mollusca; Bivalvia; Venerida; Veneridae.
UUAAGGAAUGCGAAGAUUACGAAAGGUUGGUCAAACGGAAGACAUCAGACUGCAGUCGAGGGGAAGAGAACGAUGUAAAUACAACGAUGGAUGCGAAGUUUUACAUUCAAGAUUUAGACAAGUAUUUCUGGUACGAUUCUUGCUAUGAGUACGACAGUGACAACAAAUGCACGACGGGAUACCUUGAUCUUCUCGUUAGCAAAACUAGAUACUCUGAUUCUGAUGAUAGUGAACUUGACCUACAAGAACUUCCUUGGCAACUAAUUGCCUCCGACCUGAAAUAUCAUUUCAACAUGGAUAUGUCGGAUGACAAAAUGAAGUUUUCCUGGAAAGGUCCAGAAUGUGGAUUUGAUGGCAAAUUGAUCGAUACCAGCGGUACAGGAUCGGACAGACAGAACAUCUUAGCUUUGUUAAUUGCCUUUUCCUUAUACUCGCUGUUUUUUUAGAAUAAUUAUAUUUAAG